AUGAACGCCGCUACCGCUCUCCGGGCCAGAAUGGCCACCUCUUUCGUCGCCCGCCGUGGCUUUUCCACCACCCGCGCCCAGCUCGGCAGCCCGUUCCACUAUGCUGAGGGUCCUCGCUCGAACAUCCCCUUCAACCCUCUUACCAAGUUCUUCUUCUUCAGGUACUGGGCUUUCAUGAUCACCGGUUUCGGUGCUCCCUUUGCCAUUGCUGUCUGGCAGACCUACAAGACUCGCUAA
Messenger RNA from Aspergillus bombycis, 237 nucleotides. RefSeq names its product cytochrome c oxidase VIIc family protein. The record is from RefSeq and is a predicted model, not a curated record. NCBI's taxonomy places the organism in Eukaryota, Fungi, Ascomycota, Eurotiomycetes, Eurotiales, Aspergillaceae. Bases 1 to 237 code for a protein of 78 amino acids. Gene Ontology annotation, biological process: mitochondrial electron transport, cytochrome c to oxygen. The transcript is spliced from 3 exons.